Molecule: messenger RNA, 2013 nt
Organism: Theobroma cacao (cacao)
Lineage: Eukaryota; Viridiplantae; Streptophyta; Magnoliopsida; Malvales; Malvaceae
Product: acyl-coenzyme A thioesterase 2, chloroplastic-like
Biological process (GO): acyl-CoA metabolic process
Molecular function (GO): fatty acyl-CoA hydrolase activity
Source: RefSeq, a predicted model, not a curated record
UUGUAAGGGAGCCGAUGCCAUCUAAAAACUGGUCAACGACCAACGUGAGACCAUCUGCAGUCCCACAGCUUCCGCAUUCUGAUGGACUUAACAGCUCUGAUUUCUCUCCGAUUCCGAAACCAUGUACACAUUGAAGAGACCACUUUUUCACUCCUUCAGAUUUAACAACUCCAAUUUCACAUCUCUCCGAUCCUCAACAAAAACAUAUCAAGCCAAUGAAACAAUCAGGUCCCAGAAUCCCAUUUUCAGUGCCAAGUUUCCUGAUCCAACCAGGCCAUUUUUCAUUGCAAAUUCACCUUCGGUGUCAAGGAUAAAUACCCACUUCCCAAAUUCAUUGAUACAACCAAGACUGACUUCCACGACUCAAACUUUUCCACAAAUCAGGAACUUUUGUAAUAAACAAUCAAACCCGAAUGCCGAACUUUCUGCUUCAAACGAUAUAUCCGCUGUCAUUCCACCAAUUCGGAGCUCUCAGCCUAUUGAUGCAGGGUCUUCAAUGAGAAAACCAAUCAGUUUAUGGCCUGGAAUGUACCAUUCUCCUGUAACAAAUGCUUUAUGGGAAGCAAGAUCAAGCAUGUUUGAGAAAAGUGCUGAUGACAAGCAAUAUUCACAAAGUGAAUUAGUUGCAAAAACCCCUUCAAGGAGCAGGACUUGUAUUGAUUAUAAGUUUUCUUCUGAUUAUAUACUUAAGGAGCAGUAUAGGAAUCCUUGGGAUGAGAUUAGGAUGGGGAAAUUGCUUGAGGAUCUGGAUGCCCUCGCUGGAACCAUCUCAUACAAGCACUGUCGGAAUGAUGAUGGUGCAACAAGGCCUAUAUUAUUGGUUACUGCUUCUGUUGACAGGAUGGUUUUGAAGAAACCAAUCCAUGUUGACUUUGAUUUGAAAAUAUCCGGUGCUGUUACAUGGGUUGGGAGGUCAUCUAUGGAGAUUCAGCUGGAAGUAACUCAAUCCACACAAGAUUCUCCAAAUCCAUCUGAUUCAAUUGCUUUUGUGGCAAACUUCACAUUCGUGGCCCGUGACUCCCAAACAGGAAAAUCAGCUCCAGUUAACCAGAUCUUGCCUGAAACUGAACGUGAAAAAUUGCUAUGGAAAGAAGCAGAAGAAAGGAACAAAAUGAGAAAGCAGAAGAGAGCAGAACGAAAGAAGGAUGCAAAUAACAGUGAUGAAGACAGACUUUACUCAUUGUUGGCUGAAGGGCGGGUUUUCUGCGACAUGCCAGCAUUGGCAGACAGGGAUAGCAUUCUUAUUAGAGAUACUUGUCAUGAGAAUUCUUUGAUAUGCCAACCACAGCAAAGGAAUAUUCAUGGUCGGAUAUUUGGAGGAUUUUUGAUGCGGAAAGCAUUUGAACUGGCCUUCUCAAAUGCUUAUGCCUUUGCUGGUGCAGCACCUUGUUUUUUGGAAGUUGAUCAUAUUGACUUCUUUAAACCUGUGGAUGUUGGAAAUUUCCUUCGUCUCAAAUCUAGUGUUUUGUACACAGAAGUCGAGAAUCCUGCUAAACCUCUGAUAAAUGUGGAAGUGGUAGCUCAUGUCACAAGGCCUGAGCUAAGGUCCAGCGAAGUAUCCAACAAAUUCUACUUCACAUUUACCGUCCGACCUGAGGCCAUGAAAGAGGGAUUAAGGAUUCGUAACGUGGUUCCAGCAACUGAAGAGGAAGCACGACGGGUGCUUGAACAUAUGGAUGCUGAGAGCUCCCAAUAGGCACAAUUAUGAAGACUGUGUGUCAAGAGGAAGGAAUGACAUGAACCUCUUGUUUUACAACUCUAGGAUGUUAUUAAUAAGCAUCCUUGGAAUAGCAAAAUACAUAUUGAUGUUUUGCUCAUUCAUUUGAAUUUAUAUCUGUAUCUAAAAUCCAAGGUCGACAGGUAUUAUAUCCAUUUGAAGCUUGGAAUACAGCACUCUAAAGGUCCCUUCACAUUGUCUAGGAUUCAAUGAUGGAAAUAUUUCCAUCUUAAUCUCACAAAAGCAGAUAGAAUUAGCGAGCCUGGAAAUGGACGUCACUCUGCUCUUUUGGACAA